Messenger RNA from Priceomyces carsonii, 207 nucleotides. RefSeq lists its product as uncharacterized. NCBI's taxonomy places the organism in Eukaryota, Fungi, Ascomycota, Pichiomycetes, Serinales, Debaryomycetaceae. Bases 1 to 207 code for a protein of 68 amino acids. The record is from RefSeq and is a predicted model, not a curated record. The transcript has a single exon.
AUGUAUUUAAAAAGAUUAAAGAUGUUAAGAGUACAAUGGACCCUUAAGGACAACUUAACUGUAGUUACCAAAUUAGGAAUCCCUAAGCUCUCAAAGCUGAUUUCCAAUCUGGGGAAUGAGUAUAUGUCAGGAGAAAUAUUCAUGCAUUUUAUGAAUAGCCUAUUCAGGAAAGUCAGAAUAAACUCAAAUUACCAAUUUAGUCCGUGA